UCAUGAUUUUGCAGAAAAUUUGAAGUCCCAACUGUGAAUCAUUUCCGUUUUUCGCGAUAAUGGUAUCAGUUCUUUCUCUUCCAUCUUCUUCCUCGUAUUUUGUUCAUGACAGGAGUUUCUCCUUUAGCUUCUUCCCCAAGAGGUGUUGCCAAAACAGAGGUUUCCCUGGUAAUUCGAGCUACUGCACAAUUAAGUGCAAAUUAGCUAGGGUCGUGGAUUCUUCCGCUAACCCAGCUACAUUGACAAAGGAAGCUCACAAGUAUUUUGAUCAGGCUAUUAUAACAGUUCGUUCAGGAGAUGGAGGCCAUGGUACAGUUCUUAGCAUGCCUAAUCAACAAACGAGCAAGUCCCAAGGAAGAAAUGGGAAGGAGAAGGAGAAGGCGAAGAAGAAAAGUUUGUACAAAAGGGACUUUGAUGGGUCUCUAAUUCUUCCCAUGGGUGGCCGUGGUGGAGACGUGGUAAUUUAUGCCGAUGAGGGGAAAGACUCGCUGCUGGAGUUUCAUACCAAAAGCCGGUAUAAUGCAAAACGUGGUGGCAAUGUUGAUGCAAUGGGCGUUUUGACCUCCCAAUUGCAUAAUGGAUUUGCUGCCCCUACUCUGCGUAUUCCGGUUCCUAUAGGUACUGUUGUAAAACGUAAAAGAGGAAAAUUGUUGGCUGAUCUGGUUCAUCCAGGCGACGAGAUUCUUGUAGCUAGAGGAGGACAAGGAGGGAUAAGCCUGAUUGAUACACCGGAGAACAGAAAGAAAAAGAUGAUGUCCCUGACCUCCAAUGUCAUGAGAGAUGAAAGUGAUAAGGUCCUGGUAUUUGGUCAACCUGGGGAAGAGGUCAGUUUGGAGUUGAUUCUUCGAGUAGUUGCCGAUGUCGGUCUGGUGGGACUUCCCAAUGCUGGAAAAUCAACACUUCUUGCAGCCAUUACGCUUGCAAAACCUGAUAUUGCAGACUAUCCUUUCACUACUUUAAUUCCAAACCUUGGACGCCUUGAUGGCGAUCCCAGUUUAGGAGCAGGAAUGUAUCAAUCUGAAGCUACUUUAGCUGAUUUACCAGGUCUUAUAGAGGGUGCUCAUUUGGGUAAGGGCCUUGGUCGCAACUUUCUGAGACAUCUGAGAAGGACCCGGCUGUUGGUUCAUGUUGUUGAUGCAGCUGCACAGAACCCUGUCGAUGAUUAUAGGACUGUGAGAGAAGAAUUGCGGAUGUACAAUCCUAAUUAUCUUGGAAGACCAUACGUUGUGGUGCUAAAUAAGAUUGACCUUCCUGAGGCCAAGAAUAGGCUUCCAUCUGUAACUGAAGAAAUCUUGAGAAUUGGAACUGACGAUCGCUAUCCUGAGCAAAUGGGAUCUGAAAACAGUGUACAAUCUUCAGUUCUAGAAGACGAUCUUGCAACAGUUCCGUCUUUGGAAAUUCCAGUUGCUGAUGAAAAGGAUAAAGAGAUUGAAGACUAUCCUCGUCCUCUUUCAGUCGUAGGCGUUAGUGUUCUGAAAGGUAUCAAUAUAAGUUUAAUGUUGAAAGAGAUUCGAGCAGCAUUGAGGAAGUGCAGAGAUUCUGAUGGCAUGUCGAUGAAUUCAGGUGGUUAACUAAAGUCAGAAAAAACUACAGGUUAGAUCAAGAAUAACUGAGCUUCCUCAUAAUACAUGCUAUAUGAAAUUACACUCAAUUUCUUGGUGUUCAAUGAGAAUGUGGCACAUGAUUUCACUUGGGAUAUCAGGUAAUUGGGUGGAAUAUUAACAUUUUUGAAGGCAGCUGCUUGAUAUAUCAUAUAUGAUGUGGUUCAACCCUAGUAGAUAGCAUUGUCUUUUUCUUUACCCCAUAAAAGUGAUACCCUGAUUUAAAGAUUUGUAAGUUCUAAUUUCUUAAAUAUAAAAUAUUAUAUAUAUGUGCGUGUAUAUAUUUGGAGAAAAUAUCUAAUCUAUAUUCUAUUCUAUUUUAUAUAUAAAAGCCCUAAUGUGGAGAAAUGUUCUCUCCAUUAUACUCUUA
Molecule: messenger RNA, 1971 nt
Organism: Cucumis sativus (cucumber)
Lineage: Eukaryota; Viridiplantae; Streptophyta; Magnoliopsida; Cucurbitales; Cucurbitaceae
Product: probable GTP-binding protein OBGC2
Exons: 10
Coding region: 60-1571 (503 amino acids)
Cellular component (GO): mitochondrion
Molecular function (GO): GTPase activity; GTP binding
Source: RefSeq, a predicted model, not a curated record